CUCGCGCUCUAGCUAUUCCCUCGCAAAACCUCGCAGCUGAAGGACGUCCCUCGCCUCCUCUCCCAACCAGACCCUUCCAGUUUUUUUAGGCAAAAGUUUUGAAGUUUUCCUGUUUGUUUCAACAUUCUUCACUAGUUUGUCUAAAUCUACAACAAUCAUGCUCUCUGCUCACUCUCCAAACACCACCAACAACGUGAGGAACUUGACCACAAAGAUGCAAAAUACCGCGAUUGACGACAAAGAAAAUGGGGAUGUAUUCACCCAAAAGAACUCCACACUCAAACCAAGAGCUAUCCUCGGAGAGGUCCAGAAUUUACUGCAAGUGGAAAUCCCCUAUUCACAAAAAUUGAAAGAACAUGCAAAGUCAAAACUUGUCAAACAAGAGAACACAGGCAAAAGAGUAGUCUCCAAUAAGCGAGAGGAAGAACCUCUUCUAAGGGAGAACUCCCGACGCUUUGUCAUCUUCCCCAUCCAAUAUCAUGACAUCUGGCAAUUCUACAAGAAGGCGGAGGCAUCCUUCUGGACGGCCGAGGAGGUCGAUCUUUCCAAAGACUUGGACCAUUGGGCCAAGCUCACAGACAAUGAGAGGCACUUCAUCUCGCAUGUUCUUGCUUUCUUCGCUGCAAGCGAUGGUAUUGUCAAUGAGAACUUGGUUGAAAGGUUUAGCCAAGAAGUGCAGAUUGCAGAGGCGAGGUGUUUCUACGGGUUCCAGAUUGCAAUUGAAAACAUCCACUCAGAAAUGUAUUCAUUACUCAUCGACACAUACAUCAAAGAUUCAGCUCAGAGAGAUUACCUCUUCAAUGCCGUUGAGACCAUGCCGUGUGUCACCAAGAAAGCGCAAUGGGCGCUGGACUGGAUCAGUAGCGACAGCGCAGACUUUGGUACAAGGGUCGUUGCUUUCGCAGCAGUAGAGGGCAUCUUCUUCUCGGGUUCCUUUGCCGCAAUCUUCUGGCUCAAGAAACGAGGUCUGAUGCCAGGGCUUACCUUCUCAAAUGAACUCAUCAGCAGAGACGAGGGUCUUCACUGCGACUUUGCAUGUCUGAUGUUCAAGCAUCUCAACAACAAGCCAUCGGAAGCUCAUGUCCAGGGGAUCAUCAGGGAAGCGGUUAAGAUCGAACAGGAGUUCCUGACGGACGCUCUACCCUGCUCUCUCAUCGGUAUGAAUGCCGGCCUCAUGAAGACCUACAUCGAGUUUGUAGCCGACAGGUUGCUUGUUGAGCUUGACUGUAAAAAGAUCUGGAAUGUCGAGAACCCAUUCGACUUCAUGGAAAACAUCUCGCUGGAAGGAAAGACAAACUUCUUUGAGAAGAAGGUCGGUGAAUACCAGCUGAUGGGAGUUAUGAGCUCCACGAAGUCGAAGGAAAAGCAACACAAGUUCAGCUUGGACGAGGCCUUCUAGAAGGCAUUCUCAGGGAACUGAUGUAUUAAUAGACACUGAAAUUGGACACUUCUCAAUUGCUCGGCUUGAUGCAACCCAUGCGCAGCGACCUUGUGCCUUGCUCAGAACUCAUCUAUGCAGAAGAAGCUGCGGUUGGUGUGUGUCCUUGGCUGCAAGAUCAGCUAUCUAUAUUCUCCAGUCUGAACUGAAAGCGGGCAAGUCGGAAAGAAUUCAUGGGAGAUGUAUAGACCUAACUUAAGCAAUAGAUGUUUAAUAUUUAUAGGCGAGGGGUCCGUACAAAUAGUCUUGAAACAGAAGUUAUGAAUUUGGUCAAGCGAUCUGAUGAAAGUUACAUCUUGCAAAUCUCCAGAAUGCGCUUGAAAGUCAAGUCGUCUUGGAUGGUUCCAAAUUCAUUUUGUUUUGUCCAAAUUAAACUAUGAUGCAUGCACUUGAGAUUCCCUAUAUUCGUGUGUGAUCGACUUCCUCCAUGAAAUCUUUUCAUACGAAGAAUUUGUAACCCUGUUAACAGGAUUUUCAAUAUGAAAACUAAAAAAAUAGCAAAAGUCGUACCUCCUGCAAAUAAUUUAUUGAGGGACAUUUUUUAAUGUUAUAUUUUGUACAGAAAUAAGUGUUUUAUUGUGUAGACCUCUGUUUUUAGCAGCUGUGGUUUGUUUCUAUUUUAAUUCUAGCCAGCAGAUUACAACUUCAUAGGCAAUAAACAGCAGUGGUGCUACAGUUUUUCACUGAAGUUGCUUUUUUUUUUAGAAUGCUCUUAUAUUGCUUUUCUCGGUCAAUUCUUUGCAGUGCAUCUCGGAUUUGAAAGGAACGUUUUCUUUCGGACGCAAGGAAAAAACAUCUCUCCUCAAACUGUACUUAUUUAUAAAGGGAGCAGUUUCCUUCGAUGGGUGAUGCAUUCCAUUGAUUUGCCUCUGUUGACUUGUUAAAACUCUUGCACGAUGUAAUUCAUAGUUUGCUGUUUUUAUUACAGUUUUGGUUAUUUUCUCAGACUAACUGUAGGGUCUCUAUCUAAUAAUGCAACCUAAUGGCCUUCUUUUCUUAGAUUGAAUUUAUAUUUUUGCAUUUGCUUGUAUGGAUUUUAUAUAUCAUGAAAUGUAUUAACAAAGAAUUUUAGCACUUGCUUUCUUUUUUAAUUGCUUUUCUUAAUUGCCAGCUUGCACUGCCCCUUUUAUUUGUAGAAAAUGAAUUGUUUUAAAUUUACAUCGCAGAUAUUCAUCGCAUUUACCACUACCGAGGAAUGAAAUAACAAAGUGCCUCUCAGAAUACUAUUUCUUUGUAGCUGAAAAUCUAUUUCCUUUGUGAAGUUUGCAUUCAGUUUAAUUGAAUUUUGUACCACCACCUUUUUUUAUAUGUUUUUUCCCCCAUUUCAUAUCAAUGCUGUAAUCUCAAGCUUACAAAAUUGUAAAUAUUAACCAAAUAUGUUGUAUAUACAUCAUUAAGAUAUUACAGCAUUAAAGAGGUUCUUAAUAAU
Messenger RNA from Lytechinus variegatus (green sea urchin), 2867 nucleotides. Its product is annotated as ribonucleoside-diphosphate reductase subunit M2 B-like. Gene Ontology annotation, molecular function: ribonucleoside-diphosphate reductase activity, thioredoxin disulfide as acceptor. Gene Ontology annotation, cellular component: cytosol. Lineage: Eukaryota; Metazoa; Echinodermata; Echinoidea; Temnopleuroida; Toxopneustidae. Gene Ontology annotation, biological process: deoxyribonucleotide biosynthetic process. The transcript is spliced from 9 exons. The coding region runs from base 158 to 1399 and encodes 413 amino acids. The record is from RefSeq and is a predicted model, not a curated record.